AUAAAUAAUAUUUGUGUGUAUUGUUUUUUUCUUUCAUAUACUCCGCAGGAGAAAAGGCAAAACUGAAGAUUUGAAGUUAGGCCCUAAGAUUCCUCAGAGAUAGAAAUUCCGGUGAAGAGAAUAUGUCAACGGGAAUCGCCGGCGGUCGUCUGGCGGAGGAGCGGAAAUCAUGGCGCAAGAAUCACCCCCACGGCUUCAUUGCUAAGCCGGAGACGCGUGGUGGUUUGGUUAACAUGAUGGUGUGGCAAUGCAGUAUUCCUGGAAAGGCCGGGACUAUUUGGGAAGGAGGUCACUACCCUCUCACAAUGCAUUUCAGUGAAGACUACCCAAUCAAACCGCCAGAGUGCAAAUUUCCCCAAGGAUUUCUCCACCCCAAUAUCCAUACUUCUGGAAACGUUUGCCUUUCCAUCCUCAAUGAAUACAAGGGUUGGAAACCAGCCAUAACAGUAAGGCAGAUUCUGAUUGGUAUCCAAGAUUUGUUAGAUCAUCCAAAUCCAGAGGACCCUGCUCAAGGAAUUGUACGUGACCUCUUUGUUCGGGACCGGAGGGAGUAUGAUCGGAGAGUUAUAGAGCAGGCCAAGCAAUACCCUCCUCCAUUGGCAUAAGUAUUUGUCAAACCAUACUUUUUGUGGUAGUGUGUUGUAAUGGGUGACAAAAUCUUGUGGUUUAUAUUCAAUUUCAGUGGUUUAUUUCAGUCUUUGUGCCGAUUGAUUAAAUUUGAGUAUUCAAACAUUUUCUUCCUCAAUAACCACGAAUUAGUGCUUGUGUACCAAACAAACAAAAGUGGAUUUGGAGUUUGGACAUUGGGCUGGGUCUGGUAU
Cuscuta campestris is the source of this 821-nucleotide messenger RNA. NCBI's taxonomy places the organism in Eukaryota, Viridiplantae, Streptophyta, Magnoliopsida, Solanales, Convolvulaceae. The record is from the annotation of a GenBank genome assembly.